AUGGCCGCACUGCAGGAGAAGAAGUCCUGCGGCCAGCGCAUGGCCGAGUUCCAGCACUACUGCUGGAACCCAGACACGGGGCAGAUGCUGGGCCGCACCCCGAUCCGGUGGGUGUGGAUCAGCCUGUACUACGUGGCCUUCUACGUGGUCAUGACUGGGCUCUUCGCCCUGUGCCUCUACGUCCUGAUGCAGACCAUCGACCCGUACACGCCCGACUACCAGGACCAGUUAAAGUCACCGGGGGUGACCUUGAGGCCAGACGUCUACGGGGAGAGAGGGUUGGAGAUCUGCUACAACGUGUCUGACAGCAGCUCCUGGGCGGGCCUCACGCACUCCCUCCACAGCUUCCUGGCAGGCUACUCUGCAGCGGCCCAGCAGGACAGCAUCAACUGCACCUCUGAGCAGUACUUCUUCCAGGAGGGCUUCAGGGCCCCCAACCACACCAAGUUCUCCUGCAAGUUCACCGCGGACAUGCUGCAGAACUGCUCGGGCCUGCCGGACCCACACUUCGGCUUUGGAGAAGGGAAGCCGUGCUUCAUCAUCAAGAUGAACAGGAUUGUCAGGUUCCUGCCCAGCAACGGCACGGCCCCCCGAGUGGACUGCACGUUCCUGGACGGGCCCCACCCGGACGCAGGGCCCCUGCAGGUGGCGUACUACCCGCCCAACGGCACCUUCAGCCUGCACUACUUCCCCUACUACGGGAAGAAAGCUCAGCCCCACUACAGCAACCCUCUGGUGGCCGCGAAGAUGCUCAACGUCCCCACCAACACAGAGGUCGUCAUCGUGUGCAAGGUCCUCGCGGAGCACGUGACCUUCAACAACCCCCACGACCCGUACGAGGGGAAGGUGGAGUUCAAACUCAGACUCCAGGAGUGA
Sciurus carolinensis (gray squirrel) is the source of this 876-nucleotide messenger RNA. RefSeq names its product ATPase H+/K+ transporting subunit beta (gene Atp4b). Gene Ontology annotation, molecular function: ATPase activator activity. Gene Ontology annotation, biological process: intracellular potassium ion homeostasis; intracellular sodium ion homeostasis; potassium ion import across plasma membrane. The record is from RefSeq and is a predicted model, not a curated record. Lineage: Eukaryota; Metazoa; Chordata; Mammalia; Rodentia; Sciuridae. Bases 1 to 876 code for a protein of 291 amino acids. The transcript is spliced from 7 exons. Gene Ontology annotation, cellular component: sodium:potassium-exchanging ATPase complex.